AUGGAGUCUGCCGAGGAAAAGUCCCAUAUUAUAUCACAGGAAGACAACAGAACACCUAAUAAUCCGGUGGUUAGUGAUGAUUACCAACAGCUACAUGAAGAAGUAAUGGCUAAUUUCCAAAAGCCUAAUUUGCCUAACAUAAAUGUUCCCGAGAGAAUUAUUAUAUGUUUGGAUUUGUGUUAUGAUGCACAAAAUUCACUCUUUCGACUGGCAGAUGGAACUACUUACACACCAAUCAACAUGUUGAAAAGAGUUCUUGACUUCUUUAUACAUUCAAAGCAUGCCAUCAAUAAGAGGACAGAGUUUGCAUUAUUUGUUUUAAAUGAUUCAGAUGUUCAAUACAUUCAAAACUUUACCAACAAUGUCAAAGAUAUUAUUAAUGCUAUAGAUUAUGUUCAACCUGAAGAGUGCACACAGGAAACAUUUGAUUUUCAGAAAAUUUUUAAGAUUCUGAAGCAGGAUAUACAAAUACCUGAAUACAAACAGUCAGAAUGUAUUCUACCACCUCCUUAUGUAGUUCGUAUGAUUGUGUUGUAUAAUCGUUCCAACUGUAUACCUGUCAUUCAACAGGAUGAUCCAUAUUUUAAUUUCUUAAAGAAGCAUUUGUUCUUUUAUUUUGAUAUUUUAUAUGCACAUGAAGAUGACUGUGCUCUCUAUAAAUGCGAAGAAAUCUAUGAUGCACUGCAGGACCUUGACAAUGGAUAUUCUUUUGUGUUUGAAGUGUCAAAGAAUGCAACCAAGAUCCAUGAUUGCAUUGCAAAACUGUUAGCUCAUCCUCUACAGAGGCCUUUACAAAAAAAUACAGAUUAUACAUUUUGUACUAGACAGUCUUAUAUAUUGUAA
Molecule: messenger RNA, 843 nt
Organism: Danaus chrysippus (African queen)
Lineage: Eukaryota; Metazoa; Arthropoda; Insecta; Lepidoptera; Nymphalidae
Source: the annotation of a GenBank genome assembly